GCCUCGCUCCCUGGGACUACGAAGAGCGGAGCGGCAACAUGGCGGCGCCGGGAGCUGGUGACCCUGUCCAUGCUAAGAGUGGAAAGGCCCCUGUGGCUCAGCGCAUCGACCCGACUCGGGAGAAGCUGACUCCCGAGCAGCUGCAAUUCAUGCGGCAGGUGCAGCUCGCCCAGUGGCAGAAGAGUCUGCCACAGCGGCGGACCCGGAACAUCGUGACCGGCCUGGGCAUCGGGGCCCUGGUGUUAGCUAUUUAUGGCUACACCUUCUACUCCGUGUCCCAAGAGCGUUUCCUGGAUGAGCUGGAGGAUGAGGCCAAAGCUGCCCGAGCCCGAGCCCUGGAGAGGGCAUCAGGACCCUGAACCGGAUGGGCACUGCAUGUCUCCAACCUGCUGGAGUCCCUUCACAGGGUGGAUGAUGCCCCAUGACCCUAUGAAAAUUGAAGCCUGCACACAGCAUUGCUGGCCUCAACCUUGGACGAUGAUUGAGCCCAAGAAUUUUUUGCAUUUGGCCAGGUCAAGGGAAUAUUGCCCACUUUACACAAACUGUUUCCAGUCACUGAGCCCUGCUUGUAUUUUGUUUCUUUGUUUGAGAGUUACAUGACGUUGGCUUUCUUCAGGAUUUCUGACUUUGUGGUUUACCCUCUUUACCUCCCAGGGACUUAGCUGUUGAGGGGAUGGGGGGGGCAGCUCUGUGUAGUGUUGGGGCCUAAAAUGGGAAAGAUGGAAUUAGGUUGAGAAUAAUAAACUGAGUCACCUCUCUUGGAGCCAAA
Molecule: messenger RNA, 769 nt
Organism: Ailuropoda melanoleuca (giant panda)
Lineage: Eukaryota; Metazoa; Chordata; Mammalia; Carnivora; Ursidae
Gene: COA3
Product: cytochrome c oxidase assembly factor 3
Exons: 2
Coding region: 39-359 (106 amino acids)
Biological process (GO): mitochondrial respiratory chain complex IV assembly
Cellular component (GO): mitochondrial inner membrane
Source: RefSeq, a predicted model, not a curated record